This is a messenger RNA of Capsella rubella, 1159 nucleotides long. RefSeq lists its product as uncharacterized. The transcript has a single exon. Lineage: Eukaryota; Viridiplantae; Streptophyta; Magnoliopsida; Brassicales; Brassicaceae. The record is from RefSeq and is a predicted model, not a curated record. The coding region runs from base 113 to 976 and encodes 287 amino acids.
UUCAAACAUAAACCUUGAAAAGAAAAAGAAAAAGAAAAAACAAACAUAUAUUUAUAACACAAAAAAGCUCCUUGAUGUUUCUUAAAUUUGUCGACAAUUCUUCCACUUUAGAAUGAAUAUCGCCGGCGGAGGGCAGCUGCCUUUCCGGCUUGUGACAACAACUCUCCUCAGCCUCCUCCUUCCUCUCUCUUUCCUUCUCCUUAGUCGUCUCUCUUCUGCUUCCUUCCUCUUCUCCUUAAUCAAAUCUCAGCCGCACACAGAAUCAUCUUUCUUCUACUCUCUCUUCCUUCGCGCGAAUCCUGCGAUCGUAUACGUCGUCGUUUCAUCAGUAAGCGUUUAUACUCUAGUUCUUGGCUUAACCACAAGGAUCACAGCUGCAGAUCCCAAACGUUCGAUUGCUCUUUAUCCACACGUCAGCAUCGCGUGGCUGACACUCUUCCUUGUUCAAAUCUCCGUCGCUUUAGGACUCGAGACAACUAUCUCCAACGGUUUAAUCAUCGGAAGCGAACGUAAUUUCUUGAGCAGGCUUGUGUUUUUCUUUGGUCUUCACGAGGUGAUGCUUCUCUGGUCUCGAUUGAUCGUGAGACCUGUGGUGGAUAACACGCUGUUAGGAAAAGAAGACGGUCAACGGAGAGAAGAGACCAUGGUGGAGAGGGUGGCUUUGGCCGUUAGCUGCGGGACAUUGUGGUGGUGGAAGCUUCGGGACGAAGUAGAGGCUUUGGUUGGUGUGGCAGAGGCUAAAAGAGCAUUGUUGUUGUUACUACCGAUCGAUGGUAACCUCAACGUUAGUUUUGAUGUGGGAACGUUGGAUUUUCUGAACUGGUGGUUAUAUUAUAUGGUUGUGACGAUUGGUAUGGUUCGGAUCGUUAAAGGGUCUUUGUGGUUUGGGAUGAUUUUGCUUUUCGAACAAGGCAGAAGAAGAAAUCCACGUGCAAGUCCUACUGCUUCGAAUCAUGAAGGUGACAAUAAAGUCUAAGUAACAGAUCAGUGUCAUCUUAUUUGAAAGUUUUAUACAAGAUUUUUGUAUUAAAUAUAUGCGUUAAAAGAUAUCUCUAGCAAAAUUAAGGAUUCCAAUUUAUAUACAAAUUCAAAUUUUUCUUGUAGUCUAAUGCGUCGGUCUUUAUAUGACAAAGUUUGGCUUCUUGUUCUUACACCAAAA